AUGAGACCCAUCCUCCUCUCUGGGCACGAGCGUGCCCUCACCCAGAUCAGAUACAACCUGGACGGUGACAUCAUCUUCUCCGUCGCCAAGGAUCAGCAAAUCUGCGCCUGGUUCUCCCACAAUGGCGAGCGUCUCGGCACCUACCACGGCCACGUCGGUGCCAUCUGGACCGUCGACGUCGAUCCCACCACCACCAUGAUCGCCUCGGGCGCGGCCGACAACACCAUCCGCCUCUGGGAGGUCAAGACCGGCCGCUGCCUCAAGACCUGGGAGUUCCCCACGGCCGUCAAGCGCGUCGAGUUCAACGAGGAUGGCACCAAGCUGCUCGGCGUCACCGAGAAGCGCAUGGGCUACCUGAGCAACAUCGUCGUCAUGGAGAUCAACCCCGACGUCAACGCCGAGCAGUCCGAGGAGCGCCUUCUCACCAUCGUCUGCGACGAGAGCAAGGCCACCGUCGCCGGCUGGAGCGCCAUGAACAAGUACAUCAUCGCCGGCCACGAGGACGGCAGCAUCUCGCAGUACGACGGCAAGACGGGCGAGCUGCUGGACAAUGUGCCCAUCCACGAGCUGAACAACCCCAUCGUCGACCUUCAGUGGUCCGCGGACCGCACCUACUGCAUCACCGCCUGCAAGGACAAGACGGCCAAGCUCAUCUCGGCCCGCGACCUCGAGGUCAUGAAGAACUACCCCGCCGACACGCCACUCAACAGCGCAUGCAUCGUCCCCAAGAAGGACUUUGUCAUCCUCGGCGGUGGUCAGGCCGCCAUGGACGUCACGACGACGGCCGCUCGCCAGGGUAAAUUCGAGGCCCGCUUCUAUCACAAGAUCUUCGAGGACGAGAUCGGCCGUGUCCGCGGCCACUUCGGUCCGCUCAACACCGUUGCCUGCGACCCCACGGGCAAGAGCUACGCGAGCGGCGGCGAGGACGGCUACGUCCGCGUUCACCACUUCGACAAGGGUUACUUUGACUUCAUGUACGAGGUCGAGAGGGAACGCGCGAACCGGAUGCAGUAA
Messenger RNA from Drechmeria coniospora, 1014 nucleotides. RefSeq names its product eukaryotic translation initiation factor 3 subunit 2. Gene Ontology annotation, cellular component: eukaryotic translation initiation factor 3 complex, eIF3m; cytoplasm. Lineage: Eukaryota; Fungi; Ascomycota; Sordariomycetes; Hypocreales; Ophiocordycipitaceae. Bases 1 to 1014 code for a protein of 337 amino acids. The record is from RefSeq and is a predicted model, not a curated record. Gene Ontology annotation, molecular function: RNA binding; translation initiation factor activity; protein binding. The transcript is spliced from 3 exons. Gene Ontology annotation, biological process: cytoplasmic translational initiation.